Sarcophilus harrisii (Tasmanian devil) is the source of this 2278-nucleotide messenger RNA. RefSeq names its product G protein-coupled receptor 85 (gene GPR85). Gene Ontology annotation, molecular function: G protein-coupled receptor activity. Bases 761 to 1873 code for a protein of 370 amino acids. The transcript has 3 exons. Gene Ontology annotation, cellular component: plasma membrane. Lineage: Eukaryota; Metazoa; Chordata; Mammalia; Dasyuromorphia; Dasyuridae. The record is from RefSeq and is a predicted model, not a curated record. Gene Ontology annotation, biological process: G protein-coupled receptor signaling pathway.
CCUAAUGCAUUGCAAAGUACUACAGUGCGGUGAUGGGGAAGGAGAGAAGAGCAUAAUGAGUUCUUUCCGGGCCCUCACUUUGAAUGAAGGCAAAGAAAAAGUUCAGAAGCCACAACAAGAGGGGCCAAAGCCUUUAUAUUCCCAGGAGGACCGGACAGGAUUCUCAAUAAAUCCAGCUAGCAAUGAUAACGGUUUGCUGCUGCGGCUGCCCUCAUUGAGGCGGUGGCUGCUGCCUCUGCUGCUGCUAGUGCUGCUGCUGCUGCUGCCGCCACCUCUGCUGUUUCUGCUGCUGCUGCUCUUUCUGCUGCUGGUGCUGCUGCCCCUGCUGCUGCUGCUGCUGGUGCUGCCGCUGCUGGGGCUCCUGCGUUACUGGGAGAGAUUGUGCCGCUGCGACAGGGGAGGACGAGGCUAGUAGCUCAAGGAGGCUUCAACGCGCAGGCGCUGUUGGAGCCACUGACUAGAUCCUCAGUCAAGGGCUUAUUGGGAGCUCCUUGUCUGGAGAGCAUUUCAAGACUGAGGGAAAUUGGGCUGCGAACCACCAAGAACAGCUCCCUUGCAACACAGAAGCGAUUUCUCUUCCCAUCUCCGUAUAUUCUAAUGGCAAAUCAGAUGGAAGAAAAGAGGAUGUAUGACUAGACACCAAAUCAGUUCUUUUUUGUGGAUUACAGUGGCAGUAAGAUGUAUGGAUCUAUUUCUUCCUUGUUCUUAAAUAUAGAUCAUGAGACUUGACUGAGGCAAUAUCCUUAGCAUCCAUCCAUCUAUGGCGAACUAUAGCCAUGCAGCUGACAACAUUUUGCAAAAUCUCUCUCCUUUAACCGCCUUUCUGAAACUGACUUCCCUGGGUUUCAUAAUAGGAGUCAGUGUGGUGGGUAACCUUCUGAUCUCCAUUUUGCUAGUCAAAGAUAAGACCUUGCAUAGAGCUCCUUACUACUUCCUGUUGGAUCUUUGCUGCUCAGAUAUUCUCAGAUCUGCAAUUUGUUUCCCAUUUGUAUUCACCUCUGUUAAAAAUGGCUCUACCUGGACUUAUGGGACUCUGACUUGCAAAGUGAUCGCCUUCCUGGGGGUUUUGUCCUGCUUCCACACUGCUUUCAUGCUGUUCUGCAUCAGCGUCACCAGGUACCUAGCUAUAGCUCACCACCGCUUCUAUACAAAAAGGCUGACCUUUUGGACUUGUCUGGCGGUCAUCUGUAUGGUGUGGACCCUCUCUGUAGCCAUGGCAUUCCCCCCAGUUUUAGAUGUGGGCACUUAUUCAUUCAUUAGGGAGGAGGAUCAAUGCACCUUUCAACAUCGUUCCUUCAGGGCUAAUGAUUCCUUGGGAUUUAUGCUGCUCCUUGCCCUCAUACUCCUAGCCACACAGCUUGUCUACCUCAAGCUGAUAUUUUUUGUCCACGAUCGAAGGAAAAUGAAGCCAGUCCAGUUUGUAGCAGCAGUCAGCCAGAACUGGACUUUUCAUGGCCCAGGAGCCAGCGGUCAAGCAGCUGCUAAUUGGCUGGCAGGAUUUGGAAGGGGCCCCACACCACCCACCCUGUUGGGCAUUAGGCAAAAUGCAAACACCACAGGCAGAAGAAGGCUGCUGGUCUUAGACGAGUUCAAAAUGGAAAAGAGAAUCAGCAGAAUGUUCUACAUCAUGACUUUCCUCUUCCUCGCCUUGUGGGGCCCCUACCUGGUGGCCUGUUACUGGAGAGUUUUUGCAAGAGGGCCUGUAGUUCCAGGGGGAUUUCUAACAGCCGCUGUCUGGAUGAGUUUUGCCCAAGCAGGAAUCAAUCCUUUUGUCUGCAUUUUCUCCAACAGGGAGCUGAGGCGCUGUUUCAGCACAACCCUUCUUUACUGCAGAAAAUCCAGGUUACCAAGGGAACCUUACUGUGUUAUAUGAGGGAGCAUCUGUAAAUCUUUAGCCUUGUGAAACACUACCCUUCUCUGCUAAGCAAUUGUGGCCUGUAGCCAUAUCUUGAGAAGAAAAGCAAGAAUGGGAUCAGCAGUUGUAAGGAUUUGGGCAACAUUCUGCAGUCCUUGCAUUAGUUCACCUAUAAUCCUAUUUUAAAUCUAAAAGUGUUCCUGCUGACCAUUGGUGAAGGUUUGUAAUUAAGAAAGGACUGAACCACUGCCCUAAAUUUCUCUAUGUGGUUGAAAUCUAGAUCCUGAAAGUAGCAGGUGCUAAGUAUCAGUGCUAAAUGCUGUGUAUAUCACUACAUAAGAUAAGACCAUCAAAAAAGAUUAGCAUUGGACAUCUUAAUAAAUUAAGUUGACAUGAGGUAAAUGUGUUGAUAAAAAAAAAAAA